Messenger RNA from Manihot esculenta (cassava), 1260 nucleotides. Its product is annotated as actin cytoskeleton-regulatory complex protein pan1-like. The record is from RefSeq and is a predicted model, not a curated record. Lineage: Eukaryota; Viridiplantae; Streptophyta; Magnoliopsida; Malpighiales; Euphorbiaceae. The transcript has 3 exons. Bases 1 to 1260 code for a protein of 419 amino acids.
AUGGACAAGACUCAAAAGUAUAUAAGACUGGAUGAUAAAGUCCAGGCGCUGAGGGACAAUAAGAGGAGGAGUCAAAAUAAGACUCCGAAGUCAGAUUGGCAAAGCUACAAAAGUAAAAAGAGUUAUCCAGUAUCACACAGUAGGAAUAACCGAGCUUCUGACGUCAAAAUGGACCAAAUUAAGCCCCCGAAGAACUUAAUUCUUUCUCGGAAAAGCAUGAACGCGGCGCUGGAUGCCCUCCGAGCUGGGCGACGUGUGUCAGAGGCUACUGAGGAGGUGGCCCAGGUUAUUUCUUCUAGGACAGUUAGCCGACCUCCUGCUCCAACUUCUUCCUGGGCUCCUAAGUCGAGCUCUCGAGGAGCUAGAUCUUCCAGGCCGUCCAGCCGCAGCAGAUCAAGCUCGGCCGUUCCAUCCUCCCAGGCUCCAGCAUCUAGACGAGUUUCAGUUCCAAGGGCGAAGGAGAACCCCAGAUCGCCGCCGGUGGACGCUCGUGACCACUCUUUCGGGGAGUCAGUAGAUCGCCGGAUUGAGGAGGCACGUCUGGACGAGAACCUAUCUGCAACUAGCGAUGCCAGGGGCAAUCUCGCGGCUGCUCGAGAGCAUUUUAGGUCUCUCCAGAUAGAGCUACACAUUGCGUUGGAGGCCCUCAAAAGGGCUGAUGUGAAGACAGCUGAGGCACAGGAGCGUGCCAAUUCCCUAGAAGCGAAGCUGUCUCACACCCGGGGGGUUCUCAAGGAAUCUGACAAGAGGGCAGCUGCAGCUGAGGUCCGCUAUGAAGAGGUUUUGAAGCAGCUGUCCUCCACGGUGGAGGCCCUUCGUGAGAGGGAUGAGGCUAUAAGCCAGAGGGACGAGGCUCGGCGUCAGCACGAUGCCAUGAAGGCCGAUCUCGAAGGAGCUCAAGCUCGUUUUGACAAGAUGAAGGCUCAGAAGGAGGGAGCACUAGCUCAUGUAGAAGUUCUCGAGCAGGAGCUGAGUAAGAGCUCCGAUCGCAUCAGAGAUUUGGCCUCAUCGGCGGAGGAAUCUAAACUUCGCAAUCAAGAGCUCAGCCAUGAGGUCAAGGCUUUGGAACACAGAUGUUCAGCCUUGCUCGAGGACGCCAGACUCGUUGAAGAUAGGAUUCAGCUGGAGUGUGAGAGGCAUCUGAUGGAGUAUAGGGAGUCCCCCGUGCUGAAGAAGGAGAUUGAGCAGGCCUGUGAAGCUCGUCUUCAAGCUUAUAAGGACUCUCCUGAGUUGAAGGCAAAGAUAGCUGAGGCUAGCUAG